Echinostoma caproni is the source of this 1188-nucleotide messenger RNA. NCBI's taxonomy places the organism in Eukaryota, Metazoa, Platyhelminthes, Trematoda, Plagiorchiida, Echinostomatidae. The record is from the annotation of a GenBank genome assembly.
AUGAGCAGAGUUGGGACGGACCCAGUGGAUAACCGGAACAACGCAUCCGAGAGCGUUGGCGGUUCCGUGUCUCUGUUGGACUCCUCAUCGUAUUCCACACCGACGGAUAAAUCCAAUUCGGGUGUUUCUGUAUCCACGUCCACGGAUGGGAAACGAAAGCAGACCGUCGGAACCGAUCCCGACAACGGUCAUCACAGCCGCACUUCAUCUACAGAUCGCGCGACUGCCGAGGUGGCUCCAGCCGAUCCGUUUGUCGCCGAACAGUCGCCAGAAUCGGCUAUGCACAUUCCCGUACUGGAUCAUCCAGUCCUAUCGGGAGACACAUUAUGUGCCACUCCAGUGGCCAAACAACAAGCUGCAAAGCCAACAUUGAACAACAUCCCGCUUCGUUCCGAUUCGAGUCUAAGUUCCGAGCCAUGGAGAUCAGAUGAAAGCAUAGUCGCCGAACAGAUCGAACGUAAAGUUGCCCAAUGCACAUGUUGUACACGUUUACAUUUGCAACACCUCGAAGAGGGACGCUAUCGUCUGGGGACACGGGUCUAUUACUUCCGACGGUUCCGAAGUCACGUUAUGGUUCGAGUUGGUGGUGGUUGGCUCACAUUAGACGCAUUCCUCGAACGACACGAUCCAUGCCGUCGGGGAAAAUCUGACAAUCGUUCCCAUUACGUGAUCCCCACUGCGGAUACUGGCUCUUCCGAUGUGUCCCUGGAACCGUCACCUGAGAAGUUGACCAGUCAACUCCCACCAAUUAAACCAGCCAUGCCUCUUGGGGGUUCUAUGGUUGAUUUACGCCGACGUUGGUCUAAGCAUAGCACUAGUAGCAACGAGAGUGCAAAUAGCCAGACUAGCGUUCGAAGCACAAACCUGAUCGUGACCAAUAAGACAGAUAGUAACCUUGAAACCAAGGUUCCUAGUCAGACUCGUCGUUCGCGCUCUCCGAAUCCGCCACGCACCCGAACUCCAACCGGAACAACUCAACGAAAAACAACGGUACCUACCAAUCGUGGUCAUACGGCUACGCCGGUUUCCUCUGCAAAUGCCAAUAAGAACGAUAUCAAUAAGAACAAAGUGCGAGAUCCUGUUCGAUCCCGCGAAUCUUCCCUUGGAAGUCGUCGUGUCACACCCUCGCCUAAUGCCCGUGGUUCACGUGCUUCAUCCAAAGACUCCAAGCCCACCAGAUGGCGUUGA